This is a messenger RNA of Adineta steineri, 687 nucleotides long. Lineage: Eukaryota; Metazoa; Rotifera; Eurotatoria; Adinetida; Adinetidae. The record is from the annotation of a GenBank genome assembly.
AUGUCAUCAGCUUAUGGAAAAAUUGAUCGACCAAAAGAAUGUAAUCUAUCAAAAUUAGAAUCAUUACUUCCUAUUGAAUCGAUUAAUAAAUCUAAUAAAAUAGUUUCAGUACAUUCAAUAUCGAGCAUUCUACAAAAAUUUACAGAUGAAUCAAAAUUAAUAUCCUAUUUACAAUCUUUAUUAAACAAAGAAAUUGAAGCUGGAAAUACAUAUCCACAAAAAUUUCCAUUGAAUGAUACUGAAUUUAAAAAUUAUUUCUUAUCUGCUGAUGCUUUCGUUGUUCUUAAUAGUGAAAAAGCAAUUUCAAAUGAUUUAUUUAAUAAUCUAGAAGAAAAUAUAUUAGGAAUAUUUUAUAUUAAACCAAAUUUUCCCGGUCGAUGUUCUCAUAUUUGUAAUGGAGGAUUUAUUACAUCAAGCCUUCAUCGAAAUCAAGGCAUUGGUACAGUUAUGGCAUUAGCUUUUAUUGAAAUUGCUCCAUUAUUAGGUUAUAAAGCUUCAAUGUUUAAUUUAGUAUUUGAAAGUAAUAUUGCUAGUGUUCGUUUAUGGAGAUCAUUAGGAUUUAAAGAAAUUGGAAGAGUUCCAAAUGCUGGUCUUCUUAUUAAAAAUAAAGAAAUAACAGAAGAAACAAAUGCAGAUAUAGAAGAAGAAUACGUAGAUGCUAUUAUGUUCUAUUAUAGUUUUACUUAA